Salvia hispanica is the source of this 610-nucleotide messenger RNA. The record is from RefSeq and is a predicted model, not a curated record. Lineage: Eukaryota; Viridiplantae; Streptophyta; Magnoliopsida; Lamiales; Lamiaceae.
UCCAUUUGUAUGUGGAAUCAGAAAGAAAUUGGAAUAUGGCUCUCCCUGGGUUCGGCGGAGAUGAGAUAAGAAUUUUCAAGAAACCACAUGUCAAUGAGCUACACAGGGAGAGGCUUGCUGCUGUAAAAAAGUCGAUGUCAGCUGCUGAAACAAUAUUCAGUAAGAACACAAGCGGAGCAUCUGGGAGUGCUAAAGGUCAUCUGUCAAAAGGACCUGCCAAUACGAUUAGUUCUCCUCCAAAUCCUAAAAUACGUGAAGCUGCAUGAGAAAUUACCGGAGCCAAAGUUUGUCGUCUGGUCAGUUGGGGCAGAGAUAUUUUGUGCUUGUAACCCUGUGGAUUUGAAAAACAGGAAUAGCAAAUGAACAUGUUAAGAGGAUUAAAAAAAUGCUCAGAGGAAGAAAUGUCACUUUGAAGGUAGUAGGGUUUCUUUUUUGUCUAUUAUGAAAAGAGCAUUUUGUAAAUUCGUGAAGUACUAUGUAGGUAGGCAUGAGUAAGGAAAUGUGGGAUUAGGUUUUUUAUGUCAAAUAUUGGUAAAUGGUCACCACAGCCACAUGAGAACCCAUACUCAUAUAUUUCUGAUGUGGUUUAUCCAAUAUUUGUCUAGUUUCA